Molecule: messenger RNA, 1461 nt
Organism: Ananas comosus (pineapple)
Lineage: Eukaryota; Viridiplantae; Streptophyta; Magnoliopsida; Poales; Bromeliaceae
Product: pentatricopeptide repeat-containing protein DOT4, chloroplastic-like
Exons: 1
Coding region: 1-1461 (486 amino acids)
Biological process (GO): RNA modification
Molecular function (GO): protein binding; RNA binding
Source: RefSeq, a predicted model, not a curated record
AUGAGCAGCGUUCGCCUCCCUCAACCCACUUCUCUUCCCACCCGAACCCCCGCCAUUGCUCCUCCCACCACCACCCAGCCGAGCUCUCCACCUCUCCUCCUCAAAACCCUAACCCAUGGCCAACGCCGAACCCACUGGGCCUCGACAAUCCGUCACCAUUUCCGUAACAAUGACCACCGCAGUUGCAUCGCUUCCUACCACCAUAUGCUCGACGAGAACAUCGCGCCGAACCCCAAAACCCUAGCCCUCGUUCUCAAAGCUUGCGCCUCUUUACGUGACCUCAGAGCCCUGAGACUCCUACACAACGACGCCCUGCGCUUUAAAUUCGACUCUAAUGCUCCUGUGGCCGCAGCGCUUCUUGAUGGGUACUUCGCGUGCGGGUCGCCUGCGUUGGCCCACCAACUGUUCGAUAGAAUGCUUCACAGAGAUGUCGUUUCUUGGACCGUCGUUAUUUCACGCAGUUACAAAGAUGGGCUCUUUGAUAAGGCGGUGCGCUGCUUUAAGGCAAUGGUGGAAGAGGGCGUGGCUCCGGAUGAGGUCGCGCUGAUUAGCAUAUUGUCGGCGGUGACUUGUUCGGGUUGGUUGUGUUACGGUCAUGAAGUCCAUGCGUAUUUGAUUCGGAAUUGCUUCAAAUAUGGCAAAGCUCUGGCCACUAACAUCGUAAACAUGUAUUGUAAGCUUGGGAGAAUCAAGUACGCCGACAGGAUUGUGCAAACGGAUGCUCGGGACGAUGUAGGAGCAUGGACUGCGCUCAUGGCGGGCUAUAUUGCGUCGAGCGACUUGUACCCUGCAUUGCUUGUAUAUCAGAAGAUGACAAAUUUGGGAAUUGAGCCUUCGGAAAAAACCAUCAGUUGUGCUCUAAGAGCUGUUUCCCAUCUGGGUUCCCUUUCUCUUGGGUGUCAGAUACAUGGUUUCGUAGUAAAGCAACAGUUUGAAUUAGACAAUCACAUAGUAAGCAGUUUAAUUGACAUGUACAGUGUGUGCGGGGCUCCCGCUCGGUUGUGUCGCCAGAUGUUCGAUGAAAUGCCCAUGAGAGAUGUGGUUUCAUGGACUACCAUGAUAUUGGCCUAUAGCCGGUCCGGAGAGGGACAUGCUGCAGUUCAAUUAUUCAAUGAAAUGCGAAUGUCCGGCGUUCCACCUGACUCUGUUGCAUUCAUUGCUGUUCUCUCCGGUUGUAGCUCAUCGGGCUUGCUAUGUGAAGGAUUUAUGCUCUUCAAUUCGAUGGUUCUAGAUUACGGAAUAGAACCGACGGAGGAACACUUUGCUUGCCUGAGAAACUUGAUAACCAAGGAUGGGAAGUUAAAAGAAGCAUAUGAAGCAAUUGAAGAAAUGGGCAUUAAAGAUAAGAGCAGCAUUUGGCAAGCUUUCUUAGGGGCUUGCAGACUUCAUGGAAAUGUGAGUUUUCGCGAAAUUGCUGAAAGAAAACUGCUGAAUAUGGAUCAAGGUGAUGGUUCAGCAUGA